AUGUCAAACGCAACCAACACAACCAUCAACCCGACAGACGCCUGCACAAGCGGAAAUUACCAAGAUUCGUGGGUCCCUGCUGCGUGGACAGACAGGACCUCCUCCAACUUCUCUCAGGCCGCAUGUGCUGUCCCAGCCUGUAACAGUUUCCCAUCCACACUUGCCGAAUGCUGUGGGCGCCCAGAAAGCGAUCUCCAAUACUUGAAUACCUCGGGGCGCCCCUUUGCUUUGUGCGCACUUGCCAACAACAACGACGCCAACGACUAUCAACUCUUCCAGCGCUGUCUAGCCGCCAAAGAAGUCGUGAACUUCAAAUGUAACGACCCGGAGAAUGUUGUUGCGCCAUCAUGUGGACUUGGUGUUCAUACAUCUCCCAAUGAAACUACCGACUGGCCAAAUCAGCAGACAUGCAGUCAUCUCAUUACAGUCAGUGCGACCAGAGCAAUGGAGAAGUGCUGUUCGAACUAUAACGGCGGUGACGGAUUGGUUGUCUACUCGAACGGGUGCGACUACGCCUGUACUUCUGACUCGACUAACAAUACUUUCUUCGCCUGCCUUCGGCGUAACUACAACUGGGGUACGCAAUUUGGAUGUACACCCAACGAUGGUACAGAGGAUCCUAAUAAAGACGAUGGUACGGUGGGUUCUGAUACAGGUGUCGGUGCUCAGACUUUGCCAUCUCUGACCAGCAUCUUCAUUAUAUUAUUGCUAGGCACGUCGAUGUUGAUGAUCUAA
Molecule: messenger RNA, 735 nt
Organism: Aureobasidium musti
Lineage: Eukaryota; Fungi; Ascomycota; Dothideomycetes; Dothideales; Saccotheciaceae
Source: the annotation of a GenBank genome assembly